GCUCGCGGGCAGGCUGAGGCUGGCCGCAUUUGUUGUCCGUGGAACCCCGCCUCUAUCUCCAGACACCUCCCGCGUGAUUUGCAAGACACUCCCGUCACCAACUCCGAGGUUAUUUUGACCGUCAUUGACGCCGGCUUCCAAUAUGCCUGAGAGUCCAGGGCUCUUCAUUAAGCUUCCGGUCUUGGGCCAUAUGUCCUGCAACAACGCCCACGGGGACAGCCUGUUGCAUUGGGCCAUCCGGGAAAGAUGUAUCUCUCUGGCUCGUCCACUGAUCCCGAGCGAUAUCCCCGCGAAUCUACCCAACGAUGAAGGCCAGACUCCCCUCCACCUCGCUGUGGCUGCAGGCGACCUCGAAGCGUGCAAGCUGCUCGUCGACAGCACGGCCGACUUGAGUCUCCUCCACUUACAGGACAAAGAAGGCAACUCCCCCGUCGACUUGGCCAUGAUCCUGCUAUUGAAUGGCUCUUCUACAGACGACAGUAUCCUCGACUACAUUGUCCAACAGAGCGCCCGGGCAUCGCAACGCUACGAGGACCAGUGGUUUUGGGCAUUUUGUCGUGCCAUCUGCAGUGGUAACAGCGUCCUGCUCGACGUCUUCCUCCGACAUGGGAAAGGUCUCCUGGAUAAACAUCCUACAAGGGGCAGCACCACACUACACGCUGUGGCCCAUAUGAUUGCCGUUGCCGCAAGGGACAUGACUCCUAUCAAACUUCUUCUAAAGGCCGGUGUCGAUAUCAAUGCCGUGGACAAUAAUGGAGCCACUGCCUUACACACUGCGGUACAGGGGCGCAACGCCAAUGUGGUCAAGUACCUGGUCGAGCACGGUGCCAAGGUGGAAACGAGAUUUGGCGCCAAACCCCUGGCUGGCUCUAUCUUCAACGAAGUAGGGGUCGAAAACGCCCUGGCCUCGGUUGAGGCCGGUGCCAGCACGUUCCACAAGAUGAACGAGGGUCAACCGCUGCUGCAUCUCGCCGCUCAAGUGGAUCAGCGGGGAAUCCUCGAGCUCCUCCUGUUAGCAGGAGUCCAAGUCAACACGCUUGAUGAGGAUGGGGAAACAGCGGGCUACUGGGCUUGUACCAACGGCCAUCUCGACAGCCUCGAUUUCCUGAUGAGCCAAGGCCUCGACCCCAAGGCUGGGAAAACGGACCUGCUGAAAGAAGCUAUACAAAAGGGGCAUCUCCCCAUUGUCGAGUUUUUGUGGGGCCGCGGUAUGCCCAUUACGGUGCAAUAUUUGCGCCAUCCCCUCGAAGACCGUUGCCGGAGCAUGCUCGACUUCCUCUUGCGACAUCUGGCACCUCUCCCCCAAAGCCUUGACGGUGGUGCAGAUGCCGAUUUUAGUAGCGACGCCCACGCCCACAACCCUGAGCGCUUCUCAACAAUCGAUUCCCAAAUCCUCGCCGCUGCCUACUUGGAGCUCGGUCUUAAGAUUGGCCCGAUCGACGCCAGGUCAUGCGCAAUCCUCCUCAACGCCUGCGCACAAUACGGGUUUCUAUCCGGGGCUCGGGUUCUCCUCGAUGCAGCCCCAUCUCGGGGCGAGGUCCGAAAGUACUACUCUGUAUCCUCCCGCUGUAGCGCGCUGGAAAUUGCCGCCUGUGAGAACGACAUUGCGCUCGUUGGGCUCUUGUUGGAGCAUGGCUGGGACCCGAGCCAUGAAGACAUAUACAGCCGGACAAGUCUACAUCUUGCAGCGCUUUGCGGAGCUGCAGAUGUUGUAAAGGAGCUGCGGGGCGAGUGCAACAUCCAUCAGAGAGAUAUGGGUUGGGAUACGCCACUUCACCUGGCAGCCUACUCUGGUUCGGUUCCAGUCCUCGAGCUUCUCGUCGAUGCCGGAGGGGAUGUGGACAAGCUGAACAAGGAUGGGGAAACUCCUCUGGGGAUUGCCUGUGAGCAGGGCCAUGCUGUUGCGGUUCGAUGGCUCCUGGAGCACGGUAGCAGCCUAAGCCAGAUGGGGAAUGCCUCACACCUAACGCUGAGCCCGCUACAUCACGCCGCUCGCGGCAACCAUGUCGGUUGCAUGGAGCAUCUGAUCGCCGCAGGGUUCGAUGCGAACGUAAAGCGCGCUGGUAACAACACUCCCCUUCACGCUGCUGCCACAAGUGGCGCAUGGAAGGCCGUCUCACGACUCCUCAAGGCCGACGCGGAUCCAAACUGCCUCAAUGACCAAGGCAAGACGCCCUCUACAUUGGCUUUUUCGCACGCGGAUAUUCCACCCGACGUCAUCACCGAGCUCCUCCAAAAGACCAUGGUAGACUGGGAUCUCCCCUUAUCCCAGAACAUCCUCUUCAGCGCCUGCGUCGGGGGGAACAAAGCCGCCAUUGGUGCCGUCCUGGGCCUUCUUAAUCAGGACCGCCCCAAAGAGGCGAAGAAGACAGUCCGCCGCCUUCUCCCCGAGCUUCUGGGAGAGCUCUGCUCCUCCGGGCCCGCAGCCAACAGCACGGCAUUCCCCUUCUUUCUUCCUUAUCUACAUUCCAGAUCCAAGGCGGCCCUAUCCAUGACCAUGCUUUCUGCGACCAUCGUCGCCGGCGACGACGCCGAGCUUGUACAGUCGCUGGUGCGUAUCAAUCCCAGAUACGUGGCCCUCGGCACGGCACAGCCGUGGACCAUGCUGCAUCUUGCUUGUCGGUAUGGGCGCAUCAAGAUUGCGAGAGUGUUGCUGGCGAAUGCAUCGCCGGCGUGGGCAAAGGGCGUAGAUGGAGACCUGCCCUUGAUGGUGGCAAAGAAAUAUCUGGAGGGUGAUAUAUUGGAGAGGUUUGUUAGCCUAUUUUUGGUGUAUGAGACUACUUUUGAAGCGUUGCUUCAGGACACGGAGUAUCAAGGUUUGAUUUUGGCGGCGCAAUCAAGGAUAUGUCGGGACAGUGAUAAUAAGGACGGGUAUAAAGAGAAUGACAACGACCAAAAGAAGGAGAAGGAUGAAGAGAAGGAAAAGGGGAAACAGAAGGAGAAGGAGGAAGAAAAGGAAAAGGACGAAGAGAAAGACGAAAACGGGGAGGAACAUUCGGGACGUUCUGCCAAUAACAGCAGGACCAAGGAAGAAACUCACUAGUAAUAAGCAUGGAAAUGAGAUUUUGGGAUGCCGAACAGUGUCCUGCUUGCG
This is a messenger RNA of Gaeumannomyces tritici R3-111a-1, 3094 nucleotides long. RefSeq lists its product as hypothetical. Bases 143 to 3043 code for a protein of 966 amino acids. NCBI's taxonomy places the organism in Eukaryota, Fungi, Ascomycota, Sordariomycetes, Magnaporthales, Magnaporthaceae. The record is from RefSeq and is a predicted model, not a curated record. The transcript has a single exon. Gene Ontology annotation, molecular function: protein binding.